AUGGCACUCUGGCGGGCAUACCAGCGGGCCCUGAAUGCUCACCCGUGGAAAGUACAGGUCCUGACAGCCGGGUCCCUGAUGGGCCUGGGUGACAUUAUCUCACAGCAGCUGGUGGAGAGGCGAGGUGUGCGGAAACACCAGAUUAGCCGGACCCUGACCAUGGCCUCUCUGGGCUGUGGCUUUGUGGGCCCUGUCAUAGGAGGCUGGUACAAGGUUUUGGACCGGCUCAUCCCUGGCACCACCAAGGUGGAUGCUCUAAAGAAGAUGUUGUUGGAUCAGGGGUGUUUUGCCCCAUGUUUUCUAGGCAGUUUCCUCUCGCUGAUAGGGGCGCUCAAUGGGCUGUCAGCCCGGGACAACUGGGCCAAACUCCAGCGGGACUAUCCUGAUGCCCUCAUCGCCAACUACUAUCUCUGGCCCGCUGUGCAGCUAGCCAACUUCUACCUGGUUCCCCUAUAUUACAGGUUGGCUGUCGUCCAGUGUGUUGCUGUUAUCUGGAACUCCUACCUGUCCUGGAAGGCACAUCGGUUCUAA
Pipistrellus nathusii (Nathusius's pipistrelle) is the source of this 531-nucleotide messenger RNA. The record is from the annotation of a GenBank genome assembly. NCBI's taxonomy places the organism in Eukaryota, Metazoa, Chordata, Mammalia, Chiroptera, Vespertilionidae.